Messenger RNA from Pseudomassariella vexata, 2055 nucleotides. RefSeq lists its product as uncharacterized. Gene Ontology annotation, molecular function: protoporphyrinogen oxidase activity, oxygen as acceptor. Bases 1 to 2055 code for a protein of 684 amino acids. Gene Ontology annotation, biological process: heme biosynthetic process. The transcript is spliced from 3 exons. NCBI's taxonomy places the organism in Eukaryota, Fungi, Ascomycota, Sordariomycetes, Amphisphaeriales, Pseudomassariaceae. The record is from RefSeq and is a predicted model, not a curated record. Gene Ontology annotation, cellular component: mitochondrial inner membrane.
AUGGCGUCAAAACACCCAGAAGAGCUUUUCAUUGCUCUUUUGAGGUCUGCCUAUGGCAAUUCCUGCCGUAGAGUUGUCAAUCGACGGCACCGCCUCCUAGCCUCUAAGCUCCCCUCGACCAGGGCCCUCAGUGUCCUGCGCAACUCGUCGGCCAGAACAGCUCGAUCAAUUGACCAGCUGGAGCCCGGUCACGGUGGAUGCAGAGGCAAUGCGACCGCCGCAACGCGCGAGAAAUCAACCAAGUCCACUGUUCGGCCGCCGCGUAACAUCGCCGUUCUCGGAGGAGGCAUCACAGGCUUGACAGCAGCUCACUACCUCGCCCGGCACGCCACCAAUGCACAUAUCACCAUAUAUGAGAGCAGUGACCGUUUGGGUGGAUGGUUAGAUGGGAAGACGGUCGAUAUUGGUCAAGGAGAAGGCAGCAGCGUCUUGGUCCAGAGAGGUCCUCGGAUGCUGCGGUCUGGCGCUACUUCCAACAAGUACGACGACCUUGUGCUUUACGACGUUCUGGCCAACCUCGACCUACAAGACAAGGUCCUGUACCCUGAAGGUGCAGCCAAUUCUCGCUACGUAUACUACCCCGAUCACCUCGUCAAGCUUCCGUCGGCCGAACCCACCCUCGACAACGUUGUGGAUAUGAUACGCUCCUACUUCACCGAGCCACUAUGGAACGGUUGCUUCUGGGCCUAUAUGUACUGGAGACAGGCCUCCAGUGACCCCGAGAUCAAGCGUGCCCAGAUGCAAACACCCAUCAAGGUAAAAACCAAUAAGCGAAACGGCGAGCCCAUCCAGAACAUCGUCUCGGCCAUGUUGCACGGCAUCUAUGGUGGUGAUAUUUGGAAGCUGAGCGCCAAGCAUACAAUUUUUGACCGUUUCUGGUACCAAGACCGCGAUCCGAUAAGCGAUUCGUUGCUGUGGAUGGCAAGGAAGGAGUGGUCAGUCAAAAACGACAUUCUUGAAGGGCCCAACCUGCAACAUGUCAUCAAAAUGGCUGAGAAGUUACGGACCAAGAAUUUGCUUGCAUUCGAGGACGGGCUGGUGACGCUCGUCGAUAAAUUAGUAGCCGACCUGGCAGGCCAGGAAAACGUCACUAUCAAGUACAAUGCCCCUGUGACCUCGUUGGCAAACAAAGAAAAUUACGUGGAGAUCUCGAGCACCGAUGGUAACGGAGGCAAGUAUGAUCAAGUUUUGAGCACGCUUUUCUCUGGACAACUAGCACGACUCACCCAACCAGCUAAUGCUCUGCCGUCCCUCGCCAAAACCAAGGCUGUGACCAUCAUGGUCGUCAACCUCUGGUACCCGAACCCGGACCUGCUCAAGGCAAACCUUGGCUUCGGCUACCUCAUACCACAGUCAGUCGCCGAGGAAGAGAACUCCGAGUGUGCGCUUGGCGUGCUCUUCGACUCGUGCCUCGAGACGCGUCCCGAAACCCCCGGUACCAAGCUGACAGUCAUGCUCGGCGGUCAUUACUGGGACAACUGGACCUUCUACCCCUCAGAGGAGACGGCAAUUCAAAUGGCGAAAAGCGUCGUGCGGCGCCAUCUCGGCAUCCCCGAAUCCGAAAAGGUGACAGCCAGUGCUAAGCUAUGCCGCGAAUGCCUCCCGCAGCAAACAGUCGGCCACCGCGAACGCAUGACCAAGGCGCACUACGAGCUCCUAGGCGCAUUCAAGGGCAAGCUCAUGGUGGCGGGACCGAGCUACACCAAUAUCGGCGUCAUUCCCGCUAUGCGUGCCGGCUUCGACGCGGGCAUGCGCAUGGCGAAGGGCCAUGGUCCUCCGUGGUUCCGUAACGAUGAAAUGGGUCAUUGGAGCUACUACAUGAGCUGGCAUCGUGCCCAGGGCCUGCCAGAAGCCGCGCCUGAUCACGUUGGCAGUACGGGGCUUGAGUGGGCUACGGAGAGUGAGCAUGAUAGUAUGUGGACCAUGGAGAAAACUGCGAUGUAUUUCCGGCAGUGGACGCCGGAGGAUAGGGUUUGGACGGAUGGGGAGGGGAACUGGAAAUCGGAGGCGGCGAGAGGGAGUGUGAAAAAGGAGCUCGAUGAUUCUGGUAGGUGA